Haliotis rufescens (red abalone) is the source of this 1008-nucleotide messenger RNA. RefSeq names its product cell wall protein RTB1-like. Bases 1 to 1008 code for a protein of 335 amino acids. Lineage: Eukaryota; Metazoa; Mollusca; Gastropoda; Lepetellida; Haliotidae. The transcript has 3 exons. The record is from RefSeq and is a predicted model, not a curated record.
AUGGCGGAAUCAUUUAACGACACUGCACCGCUCCCAACCGUCCCGCACCGCAUCACACCUCAACGCACCGCAUCGCACUCAACCGCACCGCACCCAACAACACUGCACGUCACCAGACCACCCUGCAUCCAACCGCACCGCAACACACCACACCGCGCCAAACUGCACCGCACCGCUCCGCACCACACCGCACCCAACCGCACCGCACCCAACAACACUGCACGUCACCAAACCGCCCUGCAUCCAACCGCACCACACCACGCCACACCGCACCACACCGCACCCAACCGCAUGGCACCCAACCGUCCCGCACCGCACAACACCGCACCCAACCGUCGGGCAUCCAACCGCACCGCACCGCACCGCACCGCACCGCACCGCACCCAACCGUCGGGCAUCCAGCCGCACCGCACCGCACCGCACCCACACAAUCGCACAGCAUUUAACGACACUGCACCGCUCCCAACCGUCCCGCACCGCAUCACACCUCAACGCACCGCAUCGCACUCAACCGCACCGCACCCAACAACACUGCACGUCACCAGACCACCCUGCAUCCAACCGCACCGCAACACACCACACCGCGCCAAACUGCACCGCACCGCUCCGCACCACACCGCACCCAACCGCACCGCACCCAACAACACUGCACGUCACCAAACCGCCCUGCAUCCAACCGCACCGCAACACACCACACCGCACCGCACCCAACCGCACCCAACCGCACCACACCGCACCCAACCGCAUGGCACCCAACCGUCCCGCACCGCACAACACCGCACCCAACCGUCGGGCAUCCAACCGUCGGGCAUCCAGCCGCACCGCACCGCACCCAACCUUCGGGCAUCCAACCGCACCGUCCCGCACCGCACAACACCGCACCCAACUGUCGGGCAUCCAACCGCACCGCACCGCACCGCACCCAUCCGCACCCAUCCGCACCGCACCCAUCCGCAUGGCACCCAACCCCCCGCACCGAACAACACCGCACCCAACCUGGCCAUCUAA